This is a messenger RNA of Cladophialophora immunda, 2894 nucleotides long. RefSeq lists its product as uncharacterized. Lineage: Eukaryota; Fungi; Ascomycota; Eurotiomycetes; Chaetothyriales; Herpotrichiellaceae. The transcript has 2 exons. Gene Ontology annotation, cellular component: nuclear exosome (RNase complex); nucleolus. The record is from RefSeq and is a predicted model, not a curated record. The coding region runs from base 134 to 2677 and encodes 847 amino acids. Gene Ontology annotation, molecular function: nucleotide binding; 3'-5'-RNA exonuclease activity; nucleic acid binding. Gene Ontology annotation, biological process: TRAMP-dependent tRNA surveillance pathway; nuclear polyadenylation-dependent CUT catabolic process; histone mRNA catabolic process.
CUGCAAUUUGUCCGAAAUCUUUCCUUCACCAGUCUCCCUGUCACCACAAGUGGUGCCUGGCAAAGCGCUCCAACGACCUACCGCUGUCGGCGAGAUGGUGUCUGGGAGAAUUUGACACAAUCUGCGCCGUAUCAUGGACCUGACUGCGGACUUCAAGUCCUUUCAGGACCUUGUUCAAGCCUCUCUCAUCAAUGUGACGCGAAGCGCGACCCAGGUGUCGAACCAAGACUUGGGUUUCCACCGCUCCUCCUGCGACAAGCUGUCUCGCGCCCUCGAUCGUCAAGAUGCCCAUCUCCUGCGCCUGACAAGCAAACUGCUCAAGGCUGCCGCUCAGGACACACCACUCAAACCUCCUACGCUGCAAAACCAGGAUAGCGUAGAAGAUAAUUGGCGUGGCAUCGUUGAUGUCGUUGAUGGCCUUCUUGAGAAAGCUGAUUCUGCGCUUGAUGAGUUCUCUGGCAUCAUCAAACCACAGGAAGUAACUCGCCAAGAUGCCGACUCUCCCAGACCUUCAAAGACAGGGUUGGGUUUUCAGAGAUGGGCUGCAACCAACAUACCCAAACCUCAGGUCUUUUUUGACAGACAGGUGAACAAUUCUGACUCGACCCCCUUCAAGCCCUUGCUCCAGACGAAGCCUCACGCUAUUGUCCCGCUGGAAGAGAGCCUCGGAGAUGAGGACACAGGAUACAAUCACCCGUACGAACGAGAACUAACUGACUACAAAUACCCUCCUUCCGUCUACAAAUUCAAGCAGCCGAUAGCGUUCACGCCAAUUGACGAAAGUGAGCACAUCUUUGUUGACACAGAAGAAGGCGUCAUUGAAAUGCUAGAAGAGCUUAAAGGUGCUGAAGAGAUCGCGAUCGAUCUCGAGCACAAUGACAUGCGUUCCUACGUCGGGCUGGUCUGUCUCAUGCAGAUCAGCACGCGCGAAAAAGAUUGGAUCGUUGAUACACUGAAACCAUGGCGUGAGAAGCUGCAGAUGCUUAACCAGGUUUUCGCGGACCCGAAGAUCCUGAAAGUGCUACACGGUUCAAGCAUGGACGUCAUCUGGUUGCAACGUGAUCUGGGACUAUACGUUGUUGGUCUCUUCGACACCUAUCACGCAGCUUGUGCUCUGCAGUUCCAAGGGAAGGGGUUGAAGCACCUUCUUUUACAGUUCGCGAAUGUCCAUGCUCAGAAACAGUACCAGCUUGCGGACUGGCGGGUACGACCUCUCCCCAAGGAAUUGAUCGACUAUGCUCGCUCGGACACACACUAUCUGCUUACCAUUUACGACCACAUGCGAAACAUGCUUGUCAAUGGAUCGUCGGCCAAUGUCAACCUUACAGACUAUGUCCUGACGCAGUCGAAGAAAGAAGCCCUUCAAGUCUACUCUCGGCAAUUGUAUGACCUAGAAACAGGUGGCGGCCCACUUGGAUGGUUUGGAUUGCUCACCCAGAGAUUUGUCAACCUGAGCAAAGAGCAGCUCGGGGUCUUUCGCGCUCUUCAUGCCUGGCGAGAUCGCAAAGCACGAGAAAUGGACGAAGGUAUCCAAUACAUCCUGCCCAAUAGGACGUUGUGGCUAGUCGCUGAAAACAUGCCAACUUCGGUAUUCAAUUUCCAUCAGAGCUGCAGAGGGGACUCAAAGCUAGUCUCGGAUCGUAUCCCUGAAAUUAUCGAGAUUGUCAAGCAAGGCAAAGUUGAGGGCAAGAACGGCAAGUCACAUGCGGAGGUGGUCCAGCACUGCGAGAAAACCCUUGGCCCGACAGCCCGCAGACCGCGGGAGAAAAAACAGCAACCUCAGAGCACAUAUUCUGGAUUGGGUGCCACUUUGAAGCAAUUGGCUGCUACCCCAGCUUUGACGCCGCUGGAUCACGAUGAACUCGUGCCCACUGUGAACAGAUCGUCUGCUUCGAUAUUCUGGGGCGAUGUGACACCACAAUAUCAACAGACUCCCACAGAUGUUGCCACUGCAGUUGCUGCACUCUCGUCAAUCGUCCCGCUUCGACUGCUCGCUGUCGAAGACGCCGAAAAAGGGGAAGAAAACCUUGCUCAGCUUAUAUCUACUCAAGCCCAAACGGAAACCUGGAUUGAACCGACGAAGAAACUCGAUCCAUGGCCCGCUACACCAAAAGAUCAACUCCGCUCCAAAGCCAACGAGAUCUUCUCGCUCAACGAGUUGUCACGUUCAAAGGGCAAGAAGCGGAAGACAGACGAAUUUAAUGAAGACAUCAACGACAACGAACUGGCUGUGCUUGUUUCUUCCUCGGGCGCCAUAAACGGUACCACAGCAGCUAGUGAGGUUGCAGUUCCAACGUCUGCUUCUCCCUCCCAAACACCUCAAAAUACCGAUGCAGAGCGGAACCCGGAAUUCGAAGCAAAACGUCAAGCUAAGAAGCAGAAAAAGGCUGAGAAGAAGGCUCGCAAGGAAGCUGCGAAAGCUGCAGCUGAGGCUGAAUUACAAGCUACGCAGCCGUUCGAUUAUGGGAGUGCGCCAUCCCUGCUAAAUCCUGGUCCACAACCAUCGUCACAGCUAGGCAGCGGUGGUGGCACUGCGGAAGGUCGUGGACAAGGACAGCAGGUGCCCCAAAAGAAGAUUAUGAACCCUUUUGCAAAAGCAUUGGAUACGAGCACGGGCGCGAGACGUGGAAAGAUGAGCAAAGAGCUGCAGGGCAAGAGUAUGACUUUCAAUUCUUGAUGGAAGUGCUGGCUUUGCAGGAUGCUCUUUUUGCUCUGCUAUGCCAUCCUUCUCCAUGUUUUCGAGGAAUAAGCUAGCUUUGUGCACACCCAUACAUGUUCGAGCUGCUUGGUCUGCUGAGAACGAGAACUACGGUCUAGCUCGUGGAUUUGCCCAAAUCUUGAAUGCGUUCGGUUGAGCAGCGGAUAGCAAACCAAUAUCACCUCUUGAGCCUCCC